Molecule: messenger RNA, 714 nt
Organism: Salmo salar (Atlantic salmon)
Lineage: Eukaryota; Metazoa; Chordata; Actinopteri; Salmoniformes; Salmonidae
Product: hemoglobin subunit beta-1
Biological process (GO): hydrogen peroxide catabolic process; oxygen transport
Cellular component (GO): haptoglobin-hemoglobin complex; blood microparticle; hemoglobin complex
Molecular function (GO): oxygen carrier activity; oxygen binding; peroxidase activity
Source: RefSeq, a predicted model, not a curated record
AUAAAUUAUUGGAAUUGAUGUCAUCAAGUCCGAGAGCUGAAGCGCUCACUUGGCUAAUACUGAUCUUUGCCAGAGCCAAUCAUAUGCGCCGCCUCCAGUGGGCGGAGACCACUCAUAAAUAUAAAUUGCAUGCAGUGUCUCCCUACACAAGACAUUCAUUUGUUUAAUCUUGUUGCAAAACCGGAGAUCAAACACUGACAACAUGGUUGACUGGACAGACGCCGAGAAGAGCACCAUCAGUGCUGUCUGGGGCAAAGUAGAUAUCAAUGAGGUCGGACCACUGGCUCUGGCAAGAGUCCUGAUCGUCUAUCCCUGGACUCAGCGUUAUUUCGGCUCUUUUGGAGACGUGUCCACUCCCGCAGCAAUCAUGGGCAACCCCAAAGUUGCUGCUCACGGCAAGGUCGUGUGUGGAGCUCUGGAUAAAGCUGUGAAGAACAUGGGCAACAUCUUGGCCACAUACAAGUCACUGAGCGAGACCCACGCCAACACACUCUUCGUCGACCCUGACAAUUUCAGGGUGUUGGCUGACGUCCUCACAAUUGUCAUUGCCGCCAAGUUCGGAGCCUCUUUCACUCCUGAAAUCCAGGCAACCUGGCAGAAGUUCAUGAAAGUGGUUGUCGCAGCCAUGGGCAGCCGGUACUUCUAAAUGCACCCCAGACAAGUGAUUAUGUUCUGACAUCCCUGCCUGAGUGAAAAUAAAGACGUUGAAACAAA